Spea bombifrons (plains spadefoot toad) is the source of this 4489-nucleotide messenger RNA. RefSeq names its product AT-hook transcription factor (gene AKNA). The transcript is spliced from 22 exons. The record is from RefSeq and is a predicted model, not a curated record. NCBI's taxonomy places the organism in Eukaryota, Metazoa, Chordata, Amphibia, Anura, Pelobatidae. Bases 160 to 4323 code for a protein of 1387 amino acids. Gene Ontology annotation, biological process: neuroblast division in subventricular zone; epithelial to mesenchymal transition; neuroblast delamination. Gene Ontology annotation, cellular component: centrosome.
CUCACACAAAUCCUCCUGAGCUCUGGUUUGUAUAAAGCCUCUCCUGGCAACCGAGACUUAGCUGUGGGUCUGGGAGCAGAGAGGAGCACACUUCUGUCACUUCUGGGGUGACAUGUCAGAGAGUGGUGGUCUGGGGAGCCCAAGCCUGUCUCCCUAAUCAUGGACACCCAGAAGACACAGAAGCAGAGCGACGGUAGUGAGGACGAGAGUGAUAAGUUUGAUGAAUACAUGGAUGAGAAUGGCAUCAUCAGGACAGAGGAACAAGGGGAUUUGAGACUUGAUGAGCAAGGGAUUCUGACACUGGAAGAACAAGGACACUUUGGACUGCAGGAGCAAAGGAUUCCAAGACUGGACGAGGACUUGUUUUUGGAACUAGACCAGCAAGGCAUUUCCUACCCACAGCCCCAUUCAGAUGAAGACAGCCAUAGCUGGGAAGAGCACUUUAGCUUUUCUCAGUUGUCUGAAGAAAGAAAUCAUGAUUUACUAGAAAUGGAAAACUCAAGAAAUAGUGACAUCAUCACUGAGCAACAUGAAACAGAUGGUCAAGCUUCCGAGGAUCACCCGGGGGUUUCGCUGUCCUUGCCACCUCCGUUAGACUGGCGUCCUCCUAGCAGAGACCAACAACUGGACAUGACAGAGGAUGAACAGGAUCGAGGCAGCUCCGAGGGAAAAUGGGAAGAGGAAGAAGAGGUAGACUGGAGUCAAGGACCUUCUGACCUGCCCUAUGAUGCAAGCCCAGUGAGGUUUGAAGGAAAUGGCGAAACAUCUGGUGGGGAAGAGCAAUGGGAAGAAAGCUACUCACAAAAUUCAGGAUUACAGGAAGAUGAACCCAACACAUUUUCUAGUUCACCAUCUCCCCAACCCAUGCCAAGACCGUGGGGUUCUGAACUUAUAAGUCACCUUGAGGGGUUGACCAUUUCCCCUGGUAUAGAAGAUGAAACUCUCCCAGAAUCUUUGUACACGGACAGUGGGGAAGGGACCGCCACCACUCCUCUGGAAGGCCGUAAGAGGAUAGCCUCCAAACGCACAAAGUAUGAGUCUACCUCUACCCCUUCCAGGACUUGGCAUGCGGAUGAUACCAACACGAAGACCAGCAAAGCUUCUACUACCCCAGUGUAUGGCCGAGGGCAACUUAAUUAUCCCCUGCCCGACUUAUCCAAAGUUGGACCCAGAGUGAAACUUCCCCGUGAAGAUCAGAUUUAUCGCCCUCCUCAGCCGCGUCGGUUAGAGAAUCCGACACAGGCUGCUCCCGUCGUCUUUAAAUCUCCUGCAGAGAUAGUACGGGAGGUCCUGCUGAGCAGCACAGAGACAUCUAACAAGGAAGCAGCAGUUCCACGUACCACUCCCAAAGAGUUCAAGACCCCUCAACAAGCCACUGAACUGGUCCAUAGACUCCAGGAGGAUUACCACAAGCUCCUCACUAAGUACGCUGAGGCUGAAAAUACCAUUGACCGUCUGAGACUGGGCGCCAAAGUAAACUUGUACUCUGACCCCCCAAAACCAAGCCACAGUGUGGAGAUGGGGACAGUCCUACAAGGGUCAAAGCCCAUGGAGAUCACCAUCCCCAAAGCUCAGACAGCGACGUUCAGCACAGUUAGUGAACAACAAGAAGGGGGCUCAGGAUCUCCAGCACCUUCCAAUCCUGCUGUAUUACCCCGAGAUCUAACGUCACCCAUCACAUCUCCUACCUCCCGUCUUGACUCCCCCGAGGACAUCACCUUCACCCUGACUUCGUACAUAGAUCUAUUUCAGCAAGAGGUAGAUCAAUUUGAGAAGCUGUGGCAUGAUGGAAAAUUGACUCCUGGAGAACAACAGCAGGCUCUGUGGGAGCUCCGUGGGUCUCUUGACGCAUUGGAAAGACAGUAUUUAAAAGCACGAGAGGAGUAUCGCCAGGGGAAGCAGCACAGUGGAGCCGGACAUCUUCCAGAAGAGCUUGAUCCCCACAGGGUACUUGAAGGAGCCAUUUUCCAACUGGGAGUGCGUCUAGAUGAGCUACAAGACAAAGUACAACACUCAACUCUGCCCGCUCAUCCCACGGAACUAGAUGUGGAUCAAGAGGACAUAGCUAUCAACGAUCCUCUUCAAGCAGCCCCACUGCCAUCAGCUGUGGCCCCCAUUCCUGUACUUCUCACACCUUAUCCAGAGGUUUUACCAUCCGCAGAGGACUCCAGGCAGGCUGGAGCAGACAUGGCCUCCGUCACCAAAGUGGUGGCAGAAAAGGAUGAAGAUCUGCCCCAGCCAUUGCGUCACAAACACAUGCGGGUGGAGACGGAGUAUGACACACUGCUGUCCACGUACAAUAACUUUAAGACUCUACCUGAUGCUCUGGGAUUAGAACAGGAUGAAUGGCCGCAAGACCGUCAGGAGGACACCAUGCCAAACCACUAUCCUCCAACGGCUAAUGCCGAGAGCCAUCCACAGCUUGCUGAGCCUGAAGAACGUUUUCUAACAAAAAGAGUCAGGGACCAACCACAAGCUAUGAGAUCCAAGGAUCACCCACACUCUGUCAGACUGCAGGGCCGUCAAAAGGUUGCUGGACCCAACGCUUAUUCACAAUUUGAGAGACCUGGUGUCCACCAGCCAUCAAACGAAAGACAAGAACACCCAAGGUCUGCUGGACCCAAGAAUGGCAAGCAGUCUGCCAGGGCCGAGGACGAUCAACUGCUUGCUAGACCAUCCAGAGAGGUGACUCCUAGACACGUCCCCUCCAACAGGGGGCAGCAUGGAGAGACUCAUGGACGGGAAAGACACCAGCCUCCUCCUGAAGCCGGCAGAGACAAAGCGAGUAAAAGAGCAAGUUCUAAGGAUCCUGCAGCACAUGUCUCUACGAGAUCUCCUUCGUUGACCCAGUUGAAUAAACGGUCCCCAAGGAGUCCGGCAGCUGAUUUAUCCGUUAGCGGAGACAGUACUCGAAGCCCGUAUUCUCGGAGAAGUAGCUUCGCCAGCAAAAGUACCAGCUCCUUAGCUCAGAAAGAACAUCCCAAGGAUAAUAAGAGGACCUCUGUGCAGGACAGGAUUGUGUCCCCAGAAACAGACAGCGGGUUCCUGGGGUCUGAGAGUGGCCGAUCCCCACAACUACGCAAACAGGGAGGCCGGGUGCCACCAAGCAGGGAAGCACCGGCAGAAGCUUUAGGCUCCACAACCUCUCCUCGCAGGAAUGAGGUUGGAAACUCUAGAACAGAAAUUGUUCCCAGAUCUAGACCACACAAGGCAUCGUUGGGAAAAAGACAACAGAGCAACCAGUGGGCCGGGCCCUCCGAGGCCAGCUCACCUUCCCUGGGACCCAAGAGUCUGACUGAGAGUGAGACCAGGGGACAGAGCAGUGAAUCAGAUUCUGAAAGAGACAUGUACGGGGACGUUAUCCAUGAGCCCACCUCUACUGACCCCGUCCUGCCUUCCCCUGUCGGAGAAGCUUCCCGACAUUUGAGAAAUAUUCUGGAGACUCGAACAGCAAGAGAUCAAGCCAUCCAAGACCUACAGAAAGAAGUAAUCCAGUUGAGACAGCACCUAGAGAACAGCCUAAACCGUCCACCUGCACAAGAGAGGCUUGGGGCACCCCGACAUUCAUCUACUUUUCUGAAUCCACAAGAGGAGAAAGUCCCCCAUUUUCCCAAGGACAGGGUUUCUUCUUCAUCCAGUGCAGGAACUGGUCUGAAUGAACCAAGAGCAGAACUUCCCGAGGUGCCAGAGAGUGGCUCCAACCAGUACUCACAAAGAAGAGGCAUCUAUGGAGAUUAUACAGGCACCUCGUAUCGGUUCCCAGGAACACCUUCUAACCACCAGACUAGACAGGUCACGGUCCCUUUCUGUGAGAGAUGUCAAGAUCAUAAAAACCAGAGUCCUGGUCAUCCAAGAGCUCGAGCAGAAGUGGACUCAAGCUCCCAGGUGCCAUCCUCUUGCCCCUUGUGUAAUGAGGGAAAGGACUCUACUGAUAACCACAGGACCGGAUUGUCUAACCAUCAAGCAAACAGGAGAAGCCAUAGGACCCGAAGGCUCCCCCCUUGUGGCCACUGGGUGUUAAAUCACCCUCCCCAUGUUAACUACGUACAGACGCCUCUCAUACCUUACAGCCCCCCCGUGAUAUACAGCCCUUCAUCCAGCGUCUAUGUUCCGAUGGGAUAUACAGUCAACGGGCUCCGUCCUCCCAGUGCCGUGGCCUCACCACCAGCAACCCCUACCCUAGAUCUGGAUGACCUUCUCUACCCUCUGAAUAGGGCAUUAGAGGCAGCCAAAGAGCUGAAAGUGACUAGCAAAAGAAUGUGCCACUCUCUGUCCUCUGACCUGAGCUUGAAACACAGUUUCCGAAGAUCCUGUCUCUUCUAGAGAGGGUGAGAUUGAAGGAAAGGCGAUGCACAGAAUAGAUGGAGACAAUGUAUGCUUAGACCUCUCCAGCUUCAUCUGUCACCUGCGGGACCAUUCAGAGGAAUGCGUUAUAUCGGAACAAUGGCCGGGCAGGGAUUUAUUUAUGUAUGUAUGCAUCAGUAUAAUA